Eimeria maxima is the source of this 339-nucleotide messenger RNA. RefSeq lists its product as hypothetical. The transcript is spliced from 3 exons. The record is from RefSeq and is a predicted model, not a curated record. Lineage: Eukaryota; Apicomplexa; Conoidasida; Eucoccidiorida; Eimeriidae. Bases 1 to 339 code for a protein of 112 amino acids.
AUGACGCAUCGAUUACCUGCUUCUAGCACAUUCUGGCCGAUGCUGGGUAGCCUGCCUCAAGAAAGGCGGUUCAUUGCUCCCCAUGUAAUGCCCCUUGUUGUAUUCCCCUCCGGCACUUCAGCCGAGUGGGCCGCUUCGUACGUGGCGCCCAACGAAUGGGGAGGAAACAAAACUAAUUCAACAACGGCGGGAGAACUCUUCAUGAAGAGUGCUCCUGCCGUUGGUGACGACCUAUGUGUGACGGUCAUCGCAGCACUACUCAUGAAGAGUGCUCCUUCUGUUGGUGACGACCUAUGUGUGACAGUCAUCGCAGUGCCGGGUAAUGGAAGAUUUUCGUGA